GUUCCAGGCGGACCCAGAGCGAGCCUACGAGGGGAAAGGGGGGGAGAAAGCAUGGCACAGUCUUGGGGUGGGGGUGGGGGUGGGGGAAAGGAACUGGGGUCUCUUGCUGCCAAGCGACCAGCCCACGCGAGGAUAACGCCCAGAGGUGCCCGGUCGCUGAUCUGGCCCGACUGCACGUUACUCUUGACACCUCCCAGCAUCCUGGCCCUGACUCAUCUUUCUCAGCUCUAACACCCUGCCGUCCCCCAUAGGGCUGUGGCUCCUCGCCAUUUAGAUAUUCCACUGUUAUGUUUUAAAUAAUUAUUCCAUUGAUUUAUGUUUGAGGAUUACAAAAAUAAUAUAUGUCCACCAUAGAAAAGAGAGAAAGAAAAGAAUAAAGAGCAACACCUGGAGAUAAGCAAUGUGAACAUUUUGGUAUAUUUCUUCCAGCCUUUUUCUAUAAAUGUCAGUACACACGUAUAUUUACAAAAUUCUGAGUCUGCACUGCUGACUACCUCUUGUUGUUUUUAAUCCACUUUAUGUGAGUACUAUGCCAUCUGAUUGAAAAAGGAACCCGAGACAGUUUCAGAGACAUGACUUGUCACGAGUUGUCAAUGUUUUAUUAUCCUUGAGCUUUCAUUUGUGCAAGAAGAUUGAAGCUGCCAUGUGAGAGUUUUGAAUAGUUUCCUCACAUUCCCUAACAUAAACACCCUCCCAGCAAGUAGGGAGCAGCCCUCACUGGGAGGGUGCUUGGGCAGGGUACAGGUGCCUGAAUAGAGGAUUGUUUGACAUCACUCCCUUGUUUUUGUGUAUGUGUGUGUUUAAUGUCUCCACUGAAGCUAAGAAGGGAGUUUUGGAAAAAGGAAAGCACCAAAUUUCGGUUGACGACAAACUUGUGACUAUUUCCCUGGAACGCACUGAAAAUUCAGUAGAGAAGAAUGGAAUGUCUCAAGUGCAAACACAAUCACAAGAAGGGGCAAGGCCUGGUGAGAAGCAUCCAAAUGGAGAACAUAUUCCUAAUUCUGUGGAUUCCUGUGUCCAAAAGAUCUUCCUUAGUGUCACAGCUGACCUGAACUGUAACCUGUUCUCUAAAGAGCAGAGGGAACACAUAACCACUCUUUGCCCCAAUGUCAAGAGAAUGGAGGGCUCCGAUGGAAUUGAGAAGAAAGAGCACCCAAACCCAGGAAAGCCAUAUUCUGGAACACAGCGAACUGCAUUCUUACCUGCUAACGAGGAAGGGAAGGAGGUUUUGACACUGCUUCAAAAGGCCUUUGCCCAAAAGCUAAUUUUCACAGUGGGGGAUUCUCGAGUUUCAGGAAUGUCAAAUGUCAUUACAUGGAAUGAUAUCCACCACAAAACCUCCAGGACUGGGGGACCAGAAAGGUGAGAACGUUUUGAAAUACAAUGAUUGCCAAACAGAGUUUAGAGGUCGUAAGCUAUGGCAAUUUGAGGAUAUGGCUGUAAGGGACUAUUUAUAGAAGUGGGAUUGGGUACAGUAUUUUGAGAGAGGUUAAUCUCAAAGGCAGAAAGAUUGGUUCCCAUCACCUUCUAACUGUAUGAUAUCACAAAGUAUCAUACAGUUACUAAAUUUUGCAUCGAAAGGCAAGGGUCUUCAGAAUCCAAGAUCAAUGAUAUCUCAGAUGACUUGAUUUGAGGUGUCCUGUUUAUUUGAAGGGUAGAUCCUAAGAAUGUUAUUUACUUUGCCUUCUUUUAAGACCAUCCUUACACCCCCUCCUCCCAUCGGUCCAUAGAGAUUCUUAAUUUACUUGACUAAUAGUACCCUAGAAAAGCUCUUAUUUAAUGUGAAAGUUGUAUUGUG
Myotis davidii is the source of this 1798-nucleotide messenger RNA. RefSeq names its product deltex 3 like, E3 ubiquitin ligase (gene DTX3L). Lineage: Eukaryota; Metazoa; Chordata; Mammalia; Chiroptera; Vespertilionidae. The coding region runs from base 791 to 1366 and encodes 191 amino acids. The record is from RefSeq and is a predicted model, not a curated record. The transcript is spliced from 3 exons. Gene Ontology annotation, biological process: protein ubiquitination; Notch signaling pathway.